GUUCGAGACAGCGGCGGAAAAAGUAAUCAAAGACUAUGGGAAAACCACAACAGUACGAAUAGAUGGCACGUCGGGAGCAUCCAAGACAUCAAAAGGGACAUGACCACCAUACAAGCAGCCAUCAACGACAUCCGCAAUAGCAAGGAAUCAAUGUCUCCUAGUAACAACUCAACGAACACCCAGCCUCACCAACUCUCAUAUGCUGAGGCCACCGGCAGACUACAAGGCCCAAGAAUGGAUCCCAAGCAUGCCGACACCAUCGCGAAGGCCAGAAUUGCAAACCGGCGUGUCAUAAUCAAACCGACAAGUGAUGUAGCGAGGAACAGGAUGAAGGAGACAACAGAGAAGGAGAUGGUGGAACGGAUGAAUGAAGCAUUACUCACAGCAUCUGCAGGAGAAACUGGAACACCAAUCUGUAUACCAGAAGAGUACAAGGUGGUGGGAGCACAGAAGCUGGUGAACGGCGGCAUUGCAUAUACCUUCAACACCGACAAAGCGGCAGCAUGGCUACGUGAACCCAACACCAUCAAAGCUGUUCAACAGGCAGCUGGACUGGAGACAGUGGCCAGCCUACAGCUGCACAACAUGAUUGUGCCAUUUGCACCAACAACAAUUGAUAUCGGGGACACAGUGACUUGGCAAAGCAUCAAAGAAAGUUCGGGACUCAAGGCAGGCACUAAUCGAGGCAUAAGAUUUCUUAAGCCAGCAGAGCAUCAUCACGAAGGGCAGAGGGAAGCCCACAUCAUGAUAGGGUUUGAUUCACGAGAACAAGCCAACAUAGCCAUCCGUGGGGGCAUCUUCAUCGAAGGGAAGGAACUCCAAGCUAGGAAGGAAUUACCAGAUGCAACCAGGUGCGUGAACUGCUCUAUGUUACCGUGCAAUCAUGAUGCACGAGACUGCCCAAACACAACAAAAUGUGGGCAAUGUGCUGGAGGACAUGCUACCAAAGACUGUACAGUCUCUGACUGCAAAAAGUUUCAUUGUGUUAACUGCAAAGUGAAUGGCCAUGGGGCCAUAGACCGGAUUAACUGCCCAUCUUUCAUUAGAGCCACAGACCUAAUACGAAGCCGGUACCCUGAGUCAUGAUACAGAUACUUCGUGACUGAGAACCCAUGCACAUGGGCUUCCAAUGAUGUACAACAGCGCACUGAGGACUCCAGGCCGCAAAAGAAUGUAACAAAGAGCAUGGGGAAGCCAAACACGCAGAGUGGGGCCACAACCACAUCUCUUGGCAGUGUCAUGGUCUCAUCUCAUCCAACUAGGGAUCGACGAAACGGCAGUAGCACAAAACAAGCCCAAAGCAAAAGGUAUAACCCUAACCAGACACCACUAGAGAGUAACAGAUACCAGCAAGCAUCCCUUCAUCAAUACAUGAUGGCGAGUCAGCAAACAACCAGUAGAGCCCCAUUGCAAGCAAGAUCCUAUGCAAGCG
Desarmillaria tabescens is the source of this 1432-nucleotide messenger RNA. RefSeq lists its product as uncharacterized. The transcript has 2 exons. Lineage: Eukaryota; Fungi; Basidiomycota; Agaricomycetes; Agaricales; Physalacriaceae. Bases 100 to 1086 code for a protein of 328 amino acids. The record is from RefSeq and is a predicted model, not a curated record.